Pocillopora damicornis (cauliflower coral) is the source of this 2673-nucleotide messenger RNA. RefSeq lists its product as uncharacterized. Gene Ontology annotation, biological process: detection of mechanical stimulus. NCBI's taxonomy places the organism in Eukaryota, Metazoa, Cnidaria, Anthozoa, Scleractinia, Pocilloporidae. The record is from RefSeq and is a predicted model, not a curated record. Gene Ontology annotation, molecular function: protein binding; calcium channel activity. Gene Ontology annotation, cellular component: membrane.
UACAUUUUGCGUUUGCCCUACUUUUGGCGGUAGUUUGUUACGGAGGUAUAGGGAGCGACAGAUUUAGAUUGAACAAAAACAUGGAGGACAUCUUCAAUGCAAAACUUGACAAGGUCAAGAAUGUACACACAUUUUGGUGGUGGUGCGAGAAAUUUAUGCUUCCUGGUUUGUACAGUGCCCCAUGGUACAAUGGACAACCAUUUGAAGAGGAAGAUUUCUUCUCAAAUAAGAGGGCGUUUAUUGUCGGCCUUCCCCGACUACGGCAGCUGCGUAUAAAACCAGAGCCAUGUCUUACUUGGUCUGCUUAUCCAGAGUUUAAACGUUGGUUUCCUCGAUGUUAUCAUGAGUACCAAGGCAGCAACCUUGAUGAAGGCCAUUCAAGCCUGGAGUUAAUUGAUGUCUCGCCAUUUUAUGCCGAUAUCGGAACUGGCAGCAACAGCGGUUACACUGAUAUUAGCAACAGUAUUAAUGGUAGCAGUUACACCAAUGAAAGCAUCCAAGAAAUAUUUUCCAUCGUGCCAAUCACGUGUGACCACACCGUCAAAUUCCAGGAUGCAAUGUCCUUAGGCACUUUACCUAUUAUCACAGCAUUCGGCACUUAUUACGGUGGCGGACUUGUAGCAGAGUUAGGAUAUGAAAAUGAGACUGCCUGGAAGGUCAUUGCCAACCUUAUUGCUGACAACUGGAUUAACAGACGGACAGUUAUUGUGUUGUUUGAGUUCGUUACAUUUGAGCCCGCGACAAAUCUGUUCGCUUUUACUCGUUAUUCUUUCGAGUGGUUACCUACGGGAGGCAUGGAAAUAUCUUAUCGUAUUGACCCCAUUUCGUUUUCCCGCAGCACCAGUUCACACACCGGCUCAGUUUUUAUUGCAUGUUACGUAAUCAUUGUUUUAAUACUCGUAUACUCUAUAUACAUAGAAAUACGCGAAAUGCGUCAGACGGGCUGGGCUUACUUGAGGGACAUAUGGAGUUUUCACGAGUGGACAUUGAUAUGCCUCACACUUACAACUAUGGUGAUAUUCUUCUUCAAAGCCGAACAAACCAGAAAACUCGUCGCGAAAGUUCAUGAAAAUCCUUAUGGCCGGAUGAGUUUUGAUUAUGUUGCGUUAUGGACAGACGUUGAAAAUAUGGUUAUUUCCAUGGUUACCUUUCUGUCCACACUGAAGUUCCUUCGCAUCUUGAAGUUCAAUAAGCAUAUCUCCCAGUUGGCGAAAAGCAUAAAUGUAUCCCGAGGUCCUAUGACAUCGUAUUCACUUGUAUUCCUUGUGGCUCUUCUGGCAUUUGCCGUCAUAGGUAACAUGCUGUUUGGACGUUCAGCGUACAUGUUUUCUACAUUCACGAGGUCAUUGGUGAACGUCUGCGAGAUGAUACUUGGCAAAGGAACUAAUUAUGACGAGCUGGAAGCCAUAAACCGUUUUCUCGGGCCGUUCUUCAUGUUUUUUUAUUUUUCCGGUAUGACUGUUUUCAUGAUGAACUUCUUUGUGGCCAUACUGAACGACUCCUUCACAGACGCAAGAGAAAUCUUGGAAGAAAACCCAACCGAGGACAGCGAAAUGUCCGAUUUUAUCGGAGAAUAUGCCAAGGCCAUGCUGAGGGAAAUAUCAAAAGAGUUAGGAGGAAGCGGUGGAAAAAGUGUAAAAUAUGCUACAAAUGAAGACAAAUUCGUAUCGUACAGUAAAGAAGCGAAAGAACGGGACUUUUUCUUGUACUAAUGUGGUCUGUUUGGCUGCAAUAGGACGCAACUGGGUCACUGUUGUGAAGGUCUUAAUGGAGUUGUGACGCUUACAGCUAACAUUUAAACUUUGUAGCUUUUUACGCCUUCAGGUUCAGUUUUUGGGCCGCCUUACGUCUAACGGUUGAGUUCUCACGAUGACGGUUAGAUUUUUCAGUUUUUUUACCGCUAACGGUUAAACCCCAAUGAGAUCUUCUAUUUGAAACUAUAUAAGCGUUUAAGCAGAACCUUACCUACUUCCUUAUCUUACUCUUGAUCGAUACAUUGAAACAUAGAAAAAUGUCGUACUUAAAACGCAUGCCGAUGUUGUCACAAAUAGUUUAGUGCAUUUGGAAAAAGUUAAAGUUUUGUGCUUUACCGUUGUAAAAAUAAUAAUAGUAAUAAUGAUAAUGAAAAAAGAAGUUUAAUUCCACCAUAAUCGCUGUUAAUCUGAAGUACAAUGUGGUUACAAAUUUACAACUAUAAGAAUCACAUACUAUUAAUCAAUAAGGGACUGGAUUACAAUAGAUUUUGUAUUAAAAUUACAAAUAGAAGUUAAAAUAUAUAUGUAGGUAUAGGGUCUAAAAGUCUAUUGAUUUCUGAAAGCUAAACUAGUACUUGGAAAAAACUACGGCGCUAUCUUUCAGUCCUGAAUUUAGUUAAUGUAUAUUUGUUAGCGCAUCUCGUUUGAUAGUGAUGCAUGCAAUGUCUCGUCAUUGGGAGAUAUUUAAUCGAUGUCCUCCUUUUGAGAUCUUUUCAAGAGUUUUAACAGAGUUCACUACGUCUCUCGUCUAAUGUUCUUAAAUUUAGGAAUUGAAGGGCUUCUGAGUAGGAAUACACAGGUACCAUGAUUUGUACUUCAUAAAGGUUACGUUGUAAGAAGUGCUGAAGAGACUGGUACUUUGCAUUUAUCUUCCUUGCGAGCUGAUUCACUCCUGUUUUGAGAUUGCACCUGGCUCAGU